CCACUGUAAGGCCUGCUCCUCUGCUUUCAGCUUUUCCACAAGCUCUUUGUGAGCCGUGGUGAAGGUCUUCAUAUUGUGUAGGCGGUGCUGGUCUUCAAUGGCGCAGGAAACACACACACAGGUCACAUCGUCCAAACAGUAGUACUCCAGGAGUUUGCCGUGCUGUGGACAUUUAGUGGUCCCAGACAAAUCCAUGGGUUCAGUCAGAGGAUGAGUCUGCAGCAACACAGGUGUGGUGAGAUGGGCCUCGAGGUGCUGGACGCACAUGGAGAUCUCGCAUUUCAUGCAGCUCUUCCGUGCUGGUUUCCUGUCCUCCCCUGUACACAUGUCGCAGAGAAUAAUCUGUGGAUCCAUUUGUAAGUUGUCUGACAUGUUUUCAAAUGCAAGAGGAUCUGGGAUCUGGUGAUUUAUAAAAUAGCUUGAGUCUGAUCUGAUAGCUGCUACUGUUACUACUGAGAGAUAUCAUUUACUAGGAACCACCCACAGGUUAGGCUGUAAACUUUUAUGACAGUGCAACGGUCAGGUUUGACUAAGGCCCAUGCAAUUUCAUUACAAACAUACUGAUAAAUAAUGCAACUGCAGGGAAAACUGACCUUAAUACAACUAUGGAGGGAGUGUUCAUGGAGUUGUUAAUUGUAUAUAUGUGUACACUCGGUCCAUAUUAACCAUGGCAGACAUGAUAAAAUAACUACAUUUCCAUCAUCAUCAGCCCAUAUUUAAUAAUGAAGAAAGCAGAUGUCUCAUUUUUACACGUGUAUAGUUCCUACACUUGUGACCAAUGACUUUUGAGUACCCGAGACAAAUUAAGAGCUGAGUUCAUUCAUGUCGAUGCACUUAGUGGUGGUUAUGGACGGAGCAGAUCAACAGAAACAAAACAUCUUACACGACAUUGAAUGCACUUAAAGCUCAUUGUUGGUCCAGGUUCACAAGUUGUGACGUGCUUGCUGGGGGUUUGCCAGUGCCAGUGCAGAGAAGCUAAACUUUCACAUCAACUUUCAUAUCCUUCUGGAUUUUUUGAAGGAGCCAAUACCACAGAUGAGUAAGAUGGUUGUUGAUGGAGGGCUGCCCAAGCUCAGACAACAGACACCUAAUGUCUGUGAAGAUACCCAAACUUCAUCCGACGUUAGCACUGGUCCUGAGACUUUCAGCAAAAGCCAAACCAGCCCUCUGUGUCUCCCCCUGGUCUCUGAGAGUGGGAAGCUCAUAUGGGUGCAUUCACACCAGAUCGACCUACACAUGGAUGGUGCAGCCGAGAUGGACAAGGCCUUCGACAGGUUCCCGUACCUGACUCAAAAACAGACGGAAGCUCUGGCACAGCGCUGCUCCCUGCACCCGGACCAGGUAAAGGUGUGGUUCAUGGCACAAAGGCUCCGCUAUGGCAUCAGCUGGGACUACAAAGACAUCUUUGAGAGCCGGAGGAAGUACUUGUCAGGUCAGAUGAAUGUUCAGGGAAAAGAGGCACCGCAAAACAGGAUGGAGGGAGAGGUACUGAAGGGCACAGCAAAGAUGAAGAAACAGACAUCUGGUGGGAUAAAGGCUGGGGAUGUCAGGGUGGAAAAUAGUCCCACAGUGGGGGAAAAUGUGUUGGCUAAUCUGGAGUUGGAGAGAAAAACUAAGCAGGAGCCACUCGUGAAGAAAAAGAACAAAAAGUUAGAGGGAGACAAAAGCAGUGCUCAGAAAAAGCGGAAAAGGAUGACAGUGACAGACAAGGUGGGAAAGAAGAAUAUGAAGGAGGGUAAUGAGGGUCUGUUGGAGAGAGUUUUAGAAGGAGAAGUGAAGAAGGAUCAAGUUCAGAGCAAGGGCAAAAAAUGCACCCAGUCAGGGCCAGAGAUGGAUACCAGUUCAUUGAUCAUUCUGAGGCCGGAAACCUCAACCUUUAAUGCAUAUCCACUGACCGACAGCCCCAUAAUAGAUCUGCUGAGAGGAGUUCCCUGCUCCACCCCGAUUAUCCCCCCUGUGAAUGACAGCUACACUGGAGAAAAAGAAAAGCAGGCCGGGCCUGUAGGGGCACCACGUGAAGAUGAACAAGACCAAAACAUUAUCGUCACUGACAUCGCUAAACUGAAGGAGCUAAUUGAAACAAAGGAUAGCCCCGUCGCUGCGGAUGAUCCGACCCCAUACGUCCAGCAGCAGGAUUCUCUUGCGCUUCAAUCGUGCGCAUUUUCCACUCUCUCCCGCCAUUCAAAGACGCAGGCUCAGUUGACGAUGAUGAAGAUGGCUUUCCUGCAGUGCCAGUAUCCAGGCAGCGAGGGCUACAGCAAACUGGCGAAGCUCAUCGGCAUUCAACGCCACGCGCUGGUUCAGUAUUUCGCCGACAUGCGCUACUACGUGAAGAAAAUGAAGCCUCGCUGGAUGAAUCAUGAGCAGCACAGACAAACCGUGGCCAACAUCAAGUAUCGGCAGUUAAGGGAUUCGCUGGUGAAGGCAGAACAAGAUGAGGGCGGCGCGACCUGGAAGGAGACGCUCUAGAGCAGCGAGAGCUAUGGUGAUGAAGAAAAUAUGGAACGACAAAAAAAAACGCAAAAAAGCCUUCAUCUCUUUUAUUCUGUGUUAUAACAUAUCAAGUUAAAUUCAUAUCUCAGAACUUUUGAAAAGGUCCAGCUGUUUGUUAAGGUCAGUUAAACGUUACCUCUUGUUCUUUCGUGUGGACGUUCCAGUUAGAGCAAUGAUAGGAUUGAACGUUGACAUCCAUGUGCAGUAUUUUCAUUUGUUGCACCUUACGCCGAUGACGCUGUGCUGUUCAGAUGUUUUUUUUUUUA
Messenger RNA from Mugil cephalus (flathead mullet), 2759 nucleotides. RefSeq names its product homeobox and leucine zipper encoding b (gene homezb). The record is from RefSeq and is a predicted model, not a curated record. Gene Ontology annotation, molecular function: DNA binding; DNA-binding transcription factor activity, RNA polymerase II-specific. Lineage: Eukaryota; Metazoa; Chordata; Actinopteri; Mugiliformes; Mugilidae. The transcript is spliced from 3 exons. Gene Ontology annotation, biological process: regulation of transcription by RNA polymerase II. The coding region runs from base 1036 to 2469 and encodes 477 amino acids. Gene Ontology annotation, cellular component: nucleus.